This is a messenger RNA of Dictyostelium discoideum AX4, 2316 nucleotides long. RefSeq names its product cAMP-specific phosphodiesterase (gene pde4). The coding region runs from base 1 to 2316 and encodes 771 amino acids. The record is from RefSeq and is a predicted model, not a curated record. NCBI's taxonomy places the organism in Eukaryota, Evosea, Eumycetozoa, Dictyosteliales, Dictyosteliaceae. The transcript has 2 exons.
AUGAUUAUAUAUUAUUUUUUAAUAAUUUUAUUUUUAAUUAUAAAAGAUGUUUUAAUUUCAUUAUUAUUUUUUGCAAGUUGUUUAUGUAUAUUUUUACAAAGUGGUAUACCAGAUCUAAGAAAACAUAUUGUUAUAUUUUGUAUUAUAUUUAUGAUUAAUUAUGGAUGUUGUAUUUUAUUUAUGGAUUGGUUUUAUAUUGAUACCACCGGAACCAAACCAUACAGAGGUAGAAUUUUAGCAACCAAAAUUCAUUGGGGUGAAGAAGCAACCAUUCUCGUUAGUAUGGCAUUAUUAGGUUGCAUUUUUAUUGUUUUGGAGAAAUUCAUUAAAUCUUAUGCAAGAUGUGUAGCUGAACAACAUUAUCAAAUUCAAUGUUUACAAAAAGAAAAAGAAAAACUACAAACUGAAAUUAAUAUUUCUUUAAAAAAAUUAGAUCUUGAUACACCAAUCGAAAAAAUUAUGGAUAUAUUAAGAUCAAUGAUUAAUACAUCUGAAAGCGAAAAUGAUAAAAAGCAAUUAAUUAAAGUUAUUGCAGUUUUAGGAUCAAAUAAAUUAUAUGAUCCUGAUUUUAAAUUUGAAACAUGUACAGAUGAUGCAGAAGUUUAUUCUUGGUUACAAUCAAUGUUAAAUAGAGAAGUUGGAUAUAGUAAUGUUAAUAAUAAUAAUAAUAUGAUGAUGAUUGAAAAUAACAAUAAUAAUACUAUAAUCAAUAAUAAUUUAAUUGAACCAACAUCACCAAAUUUUUCAAAGAAAUUAACAAGUAGUGAUUUAAUACCAAGAAUUAGAUCAAUGCCAGAGAUAACAGAUCAAGGUAUUCAGGAAUUAAUAAUUAAUAAUUUUUUAGAAUGGGAUUUUCCAGUUUUUCAAUUAAGUGAAAUUACCGAUGGUAAUCCAUUAUUUUAUAUGUCAUAUUUUUUAUUUAGUAGACAUAAAUUCUUUGAAAAGUUUAAAAUCGGUAUUGACUGUUUUAAAAAUUUUAUGCGUAAAAUUGAAUCUGGUUAUGAUUCAACCAAUCCAUAUCAUAAUUCAAUUCAUGCAACUGAUGUAUUACAUAAUUUAAAUUAUUUCAUUGAGAAGAGUUUUGGUAAAUUCUUAACUGAUAUUGAACUAUUUUCAAUGAUAUUGGCUGCCAUAAUCCAUGAUUUCAAACAUCCAGGUGUAAACAACCAUUUUCAAAUUAAUUCAAAAUCAAGAUUAGCUUUAAAAUAUAAUGAUAAAUCAAUUUUAGAAAAUUAUCAUUUACAUCAAGCUUUCAUCAUUAUGAAUGAACCUGAAUCUGGUAUACUUUUAAAAUUAUCUGAUUCUGUUAGAAAAGAAAUUAGAGAAACAAUAAUUGCUUUAGUUUUAUCAACUGAUAUGGCAAAACAUUUUAAUUUAGUUGGUAGAUUUAAAUCAAUGGCUAAUAGUUUCCCAACAACAACUAAUACCCAACAACCUUCUUCUUCCUCUUCUUCCUCUUCAUCAACAACAAUUCCAACUUCAACAAUAACUCCAACUCCAAAUUCAACAACCUCAACAACAACAACAACAACAACAACAACAACAACAACAAAUAAUAAUAAUAAUAAUAAUUCAAAUAAUAAUAGUUUAAAUAAUAUUAUUAAUAAUUGUAGUAGUAGUAAUGGUAGUAUGGGUGCCAGUGGUGCUGAUAAUAGUAAUAGUAAUAAUACCAAUAAUAGUAAUAGUAAUAAUCAAAAUCAAUGUGGUUCAAGUAUUUUCUUGAAUUCAAAUAAAAAAGAUCGUUUAUUAUUAAUGAAAAUAUCGAUUAAAUGUGCAGAUAUUUCAAAUCCUUCAAAACCAUGGAAUCUUUAUACAAAUUGGUCAAAUAGAGUCACAAGUGAAUUCUAUAAACAAGGUGAUAAAGAAAAAGAAAGUAAUAUGGAUGUUUCUGCUUUUAUGGAUAGAAAUAAACCUGCAACUACAAAAUGUCAAAUUAAUUUUAUCAAUAUUUUUGUUGCUCCAAUUUAUGAAAUUUGGUCUCACCAUUUUCCACAAUUUAAAUUAUGUUAUCAAAAUAUUUUAUCAAAUUUAUCAAGAUUAGAAAUUGAACAACAACAACAAUUACAACUUCAACAACAACAACAACAACAAUUGCAACAACAACAACAACAACAACAACAAAUUCAUCAACAACAACAACAACAACUUCAUCAUCAUCAACAACAGCAACAAUUUCAACAUCAACAACAUCAACAACAACUUCAACAUCAACAUCAACAACAAUUGAAUAAUCAAAAUCAAAAUCAAAAUCAAAGUAAUAGUAAUAAUAGUAAUAGUUUUGGUUUAACUCAAUCAAAUUAUUUAAUUGUUGUUUAA